Molecule: messenger RNA, 324 nt
Organism: Peronospora matthiolae
Lineage: Eukaryota; Oomycota; Peronosporomycetes; Peronosporales; Peronosporaceae
Source: the annotation of a GenBank genome assembly
AUGGAGGCGGAGUUUGCGUCGGCCUCGCACGUUGGGCGAGAAUUGCUAGGACUGAGGGAGUUAAUGCGUGAGAUUGGAUUUCAAGUGGAGGCCCCAAUUUCAAUGCUCAUGGACAACCAGGCUGCUAUCAGACAGCUGGAGACUGAAGGAAGUAUGUCGAGUGUCAAGCACGUUGAUGUGCGCAUGAAGUUUAUAUGCGAUUAUUCGAGGAAGGACAUCGUGAAACCAAUGUUUGUGGAAUCGAGCAUCAUGAAGGCGGACUUGCUGACACGAAAGUAUUGCCGGCGCCAAGGAUUGCAGAACUACGAAAGCUGUUCAAUUUGA